AUGUCAACACCGAACGACGAAAGACCGGAACCCACAUAUCAUCAACCCUCAUAUCACUUGCCGUCCUACAACGUUAAUCCACAGACUGGCCAUCCUCACCACGGCGAACGAUCCUCAGACGAAGAAGGGACAGUCGUUGGAGACCACAGAGACCAGAGCAGUCACAGCCAUCACAGCGACAUCAGAGAUCACCAAUAUCACGAUGAGGACCGUGAUGGGCCUAUCGAUCCUCGCGUGCAUCGCAUGGGGAGCCACCUUACUGUAGACACUGCCAACGAUCCUCACUAUCAUCCUCGACUGCACGACAUGACAUCGCCUUCGCAAUCACGAGAAAUGGCCAACCGACUUGACGAUGACCUGGAGUUACUCAAGAUCGAAAGACAAGUGUCACGCGAUGCCGAUGUCAGAACAAACGAUGGUGCUUCACACAUGGGUCGUCAAACUUCCAGGAGGGAUGACAUUGAUGAGUUCGAUGUUGCUACAAACCCGAUCCACGAGCAGGCUGCCAUGUACAAGCCUCCUCAAGAUCCUAGUGGCAAGUUUUCCAAGCUGGUCAAGAAAAUCCAUCAUUCAAGUUUCCUGGUCCGCUAUCUCACAUACAUUCUGCCUGUGGUAUUGAUCCUUCUGAUCCCGCUGUUGAUCGGCGCGUUUGUCAGUCCUGCCACAGAUGCUGUGGUUGGAGGUGUUGAACUCAUGUGGUUCAUGAUUUGGCUGGAGAUUGUUUGGCUCACGCUUUGGGCGGGUAGACUUCUCGCAAAAUGCCUUCCCUAUCCUAUCGGUCUUGUCUCUACUAUCUUUACCAACAACAGCAAAAAAUGGCGUGAUAUGGGCAAGCAACUCGAGCUUCCCGCGACUCUAUUCUUCUGGUGGCUUGGUGUUGAAGUUUCAUUCUUGCCGACCAUGAAGAAUCAUCAGGCUAACGGGAGCCAUGAUACAAAACACUGGAUGGGAACCAUGAACAAGGUCCUUGUGGCAAUCUUUGUCGGCACGAUUUUGAACUUUGUCGAGAAGAUCAUUAUCCAGCUCAUUGCCAUCAGCUUCCACUUGCGCACUUACGCUGAUCGUAUUGAGCUGAACAAAUUCCAAAUCGGCAGUCUGGUCAAGCUUUACACUUUCUCUAAAGCUAAAAUUGCCAUGGAAGACUCCGAGUUCGAACAACCCUCUGCUCCGGAAUCUGGUGCUCGUACCCCUGGUCGUUAUCUUCAAGAAGCUCAGAAACAGACCAAGGAGAUCUUCAACAAGGUUGGUGAUGUCGCGGGCAAAAUGGCAGGCGAUUUCACUGGAAGGACUGUUGCAAAGAGCACUCACCCUCACCAAGUUGUAUUGACGCUCCUGGGAUCCACCAACGGUAGUCAAGUCCUUGCGCGCCGUCUUUACCGUACUUUCGCUAGACCCGAGACCGAGACUGUCUACAAUGACGAUUUGAAGAACGCCUUCGACAACGACGAAGAAGCUGAAGCAGCUUUCUCCAUGUUCGACAAGGAUAUGAACGGCGAUAUCUCAAUGGAGGAACUGGAAGCUGUUUGUGUUGAGAUUGGUCGUGAGCGCAAGUCUAUCACUGCCUCGCUGAAGGACCUGGACUCGGUCGUUGGCAAGCUCGACGACAUGUUCAUGUUCCUGGUUGCCGUUAUUACCAUCCUAGUUUUCAUUUCGCUCAUCUCGACUUCCGCUGCUGGUGUUCUGACUUCAGCUGGUUCUACUGUGCUUGGUCUCUCAUGGCUUUUCUCGGCAACUGCAACUGAAGUUCUGCAGUCCAUCAUCUUCGUCUUCGUUAAGCAUCCUUUCGAUGUCGGAGAUCGUGUUACCAUCUACGGAAAUACUGGUGCCACUAUGACUGGUGACGACUACUUUGUAAAGGAGAUUGCGCUUCUCUACACUGAAUUCAAGAAGAUGGAGGGACACGUGGUGCAGGCACCUAACAGCUACCUCAACACUCUUUUCAUCCUGAACCAGCGCCGUUCAGGUGGUCUCGCUGAAGCCGUCCCUGUUGUUAUCAAAUUCGGUACUACUCUGGAGCAGAUUGAGACUCUUCGCAACCGUCUCCUCGACUUUGUCAAGCAAGAAAAGCGCGAGUACCAGGGCAACAUUCUCACCGAACUCCGCGCAGUCACCGAAGUCCACUCUCUUACUCUCAAUGUCAUCUUCUUCUACAAGUCAAACUGGCAGAACGAGGGUCUUCGUCUUGCACGCAGAAACAAGUUCAUUUGCGCUCUUAUGGUCACCAUGCAAGAGGUUGGUAUCGAAGGUCCUCGCAUGCGCUUCCCUGGCCAGAAGGAGUCCUUCCCCGUAUACAUGCAAAAUAUCCCUCAUCAGGCUACUCCCGGUAUUGGUCGCAAUGGUCAUCCUGACAACCCGACUGGUUGGCAGGAAGGCGAACAUCACGACCCACCAUUUGUCGCUCCUGCUGAAGGUCCUGUUGGACGUAACGGAUCUAUCCUCCGUACUGGCUCUAUCGCUCGUCGUCAUGAAACUCUUGCACAAAUGGGCAAGCGUGUUGACUUCUCACUGGGUACGAGUGGAGAGGCAGCAAACAACUAUGCUGGUGACGUGUUUGAAGGAGAGCGCAAGCCACGCCUUCCUAUCAGCAUUACCUCGCCAUCUCCAGACAACCGCGUCCGAAAGUCAAAUGACACACAUAGAUCGACCGACACUGGUCGCUCUACCUCGCGCGACAUCGGCCCUGGUCGUCUGGCCCGCAGAUCCACAGACACAUCCACAACCUCGCGUCCUCACCACCGCAACCGCUUCUUCGGCCGCGCCCGCGGCAACACUAUCGACGAGCAAGCCAUGAUGGAAAAGGGCAUGGCCGACAUUCCUGAAGACUCUCCCAACGUCGCAAGCACCAUUGAUCCACGCAGCGGUCUCGUAUCUGGAGCCGCAUGGAGAACACGCACGAAUGAGAGUAACGUCGUAAGAAAAAGUCAAGAAAGACCUAGAACAGGGCACACUGCCGACACAGCAGGCCACUCAAUAGGUCUUGACGGACCACCACAAUUGCAUCCCGGCGACCCUCCUGCCGAGGACUUUGAGAUGAAGAGGUUCCACUAA
Molecule: messenger RNA, 3048 nt
Organism: Aureobasidium melanogenum CBS 110374
Lineage: Eukaryota; Fungi; Ascomycota; Dothideomycetes; Dothideales; Saccotheciaceae
Exons: 2
Coding region: 1-3048 (1015 amino acids)
Biological process (GO): calcium ion transmembrane transport; intracellular calcium ion homeostasis
Cellular component (GO): membrane
Molecular function (GO): calcium ion binding; calcium channel activity
Source: RefSeq, a predicted model, not a curated record